Messenger RNA from Dendronephthya gigantea, 3660 nucleotides. Its product is annotated as DNA repair protein complementing XP-C cells homolog. Lineage: Eukaryota; Metazoa; Cnidaria; Anthozoa; Malacalcyonacea; Nephtheidae. Gene Ontology annotation, biological process: mismatch repair; nucleotide-excision repair. The record is from RefSeq and is a predicted model, not a curated record. Gene Ontology annotation, molecular function: damaged DNA binding; single-stranded DNA binding. Gene Ontology annotation, cellular component: nucleus; nucleotide-excision repair factor 2 complex; cytoplasm. The coding region runs from base 272 to 3193 and encodes 973 amino acids. The transcript has 26 exons.
CUUUCAGAAGCAGACCAGUGCACGUGGUUUUUGUUGUUUUUUGCGGUAAAUGGAAGAUCCUGAGGAAUUAUUAUAUUUCUGCAUGUAUUUCUGAAGGCUACUGGUUUGUAUUGUGAUUAGUUGAUAGAAGAAGCUCAAAGGUAUAAUCAUCUCUCAUUGAGUCUGAGUACCCGGCGUACUGUACACUGUAGUGUACCACCUCUGAACCUCAUAAUUUGGGACUUGUCAUGCAAGCCACUCUUCUGGAUUUGAUGAAAAUAACUGAAGUAAAAUGAGUGAGAAAAGUGCUAAAAAGACUGUAACACAGAAAAAGAGAAAAUUGUCUUUAAGUUCACCUGAGGUAAAUCUGGCAACCAAAAGGAAGAAACGAAAACAAGAUAAUGAGGUGAAGCCCGAAGCAGUUGCAGAAACUGCGAAAAAACUCAAAAGAAAGAAUGUAACUGGUAAAACACAGGUGGUGACAUCUGUAGUAAAAAAAAAUGCCAACAAAUCUGCAGAUAGUCAAGAAAGUUCUGAUGAUCAUUUGCCAUUGGCACAAAUUGCAAAGAGAAAGAAAACAACAAGCAGUGUCAGGAAAAAUCUUCAUGCAGAAAGAAAGGUUAAAAAAGAAAAACAUUCAUCUCCAAAUCCAGUAGGAAAGCCUGUUGAGGGAAAGGUUAAAAUAGUCAAGGGUGCUUAUGGUUGUAGUAAAGCCAGUCGUAGUAAAUCAAAAUUGGGCUUGAAAGAAGGAAAGAAGAUAACUGAAGCAUCUAUUGAAAAUGAAAAUUCUAGAGACUCGCAUCCAACAUUGUCUAUUGAUGGGAACAUGUUAGUCAAAAGGAAAAUGCUGUCUCCUAAAAAGCAUGGAAGAACCACCAAAGUUGAUAAACCUGCUAAAGACUCUCAAUUGGUGAAAAAUGUUGGAUCUUCUCCUCUUAAAACAAAAUCUAUAACACCUGAGAAAACAACAGUUACUGAACAUGAUGCUUUGGAAGAUUCAGAUGGAAAUGAGUCUGAGAUGGAUUGGGAGGAUGUUGCAGAAGCAUCUGGUUUAUUUGAUGAAAAAGAUGCAGAAUGUGAUAAUGACAAUGAGCCAUCCACAAGUAGCAAAGUUGAGGUUACUAUCCAAGUUCCAGGGAAGAAAAGCAAAUGUGGCAAGCCUUCUCAAGAAGAAAUAAGAAAAUGGAUACAGCGAAAAAUCAACCGAGUGAGACGAGAAGGCCAGAUAAGUGCACACAAAGUUCAUUUGUUGACAUUGUUGGCCAUAGGAAUGAAAAAGAAUGAAAUGUGUAAUAAUCAGCUGGUGCAGGCUAUUGGUCUGUCUGUUCUUCCUAAUGUGUUUACUCAACGUGAUGAUUUAAAGACUUGGGAUGUUCCGUUUCUUACAAGAGUCACCACUUGGAUGAAAAACAAAGCACCGAACCCUGGGGAAUUUCAUACAGGACACUCCGAGGGUACUUUCCUGAUGAGAGUCUUAGAAAAGAAAAUUUAUUUACUUAUUGCUAUACUUCGUGGUUUGGGAUUGGAUGUUCGCUUGGUUAUGUCGCUACAAGUUUUAAGCAACAAGUUAGAAGAUAUCAGUCAAAACUCGAAAUCGGAAUCAAAGAAAAGUAAAACACCUGGCAAGGCUAAACAACCAACAACACCAAAACAAGCGGCAAAAAAGCAACCGAAAACUACACCAAAAUCAAAGGAGACUUUAUUGAAUAAACUAAAAAACAAAUCAACUCCUCCUGCAACUGGUAGAAGCACGAGAAAAACAACCAAAGCAGACGAUAACACAAGUGAAACUAAAAGUGUAUACUUUACAUCACCUGAAAACGACUCUUCUGAUGAAGGUGACUUUGAAAUUCAAAAAAAGGCAACAAAACGAGGCAGUGCAUCAAAACGAGGUAGUGCAUCAAAACGAGACAGAUCAGGUUCAGAUCCUCUUGAAGAUGCGCACCCGAGUGUCGAGAGCAGCGGUCUACUAAAGAAAGGUCGUGAUAUUUGGGUCGAGGUUUAUCUCCAGAAAGAAAAAAAAUGGAUUUGUAUAGACGGUGAUAUAUCCAGUGUAAAUCAACCGGACGAAUGUGAAAAACUUGCCACAAAUCCAAUUAAAUAUGUUAUGGCUUUUGAUAACGAGUGUUCAAUUAAAGAUGUCACGUGUCGGUAUGCAAGUGGUUGGCUGACCACAACACCGAAAUUAAGAGUUGAUUCUGAUUGGUUGACAGAGACAAUGGACUAUUUUCGAACUAAGAACCAUAAAAGAGACAAAAAAGAAGAUUCACUAUUGAAAGCUCAACUUCUUCGAAAACCACUCCCACAAACGGUCUCGGAAUAUAAGAAUCAUCCUUUAUAUGUACUGAAAAGACAUUUGUUGAAGUUUGAAGCAAUCUAUCCCGAAUCUGCAGCUACGUUGGGAUUUUGUCGUGGUGAGGCUGUUUACUCUCGAGACUGUGUCCAUUCACUCCAUACUCGUGAAAUUUGGAUGAAAGAAGCACGAGUAGUUAAAUCCGGAGAACAAGCGUAUAAAAUUGUGAAAGGAAGGAAAAGCAGGAGAAAGAUGUUAGAAAAUGUGGGUGAAAUUAAAUCAGAAUUAUUUGGACGAUGGCAGACGGAAGAUUUUAUUCCACCUCCGGUUGUUGAUGGGAAAGUACCAAGGAAUGAAUACGGCAAUGUUGAAUUGUUCAAACCCAGUAUGUUACCUCUGGGUGCUUGUCAUAUUCAAGUCCCAGGUAUCCAUCGUCUUGCUCGUAAAUUGAAUAUUGAUGCAGUUCCUGCUGUUGUUGGCUUUGAUUUCCAUGGAGGAUUCAAUCAUCCUAUUAUCGAUGGAGUGGUGGUAGGUGAGGAAUACAAGGAACAGUUGUUGCUAGCAUGGGAUAAAGAGCAACAGGAAAAGAUCAAGCGGGAAGAAGCUAAACGUGAAAAACGAGUGCUUGAUAAUUGGACUCACAUUGUGAGGAGUUUGCGCAUCAGAGAGAGACUUAAACGUAAAUAUGCAACGGAGGAGGAAGUUGAAACAAAAGUUGAAAAGAAUGGUCCUGAAGAAUCUGAAGAUAUGACUGACAUAUCAUUAUCGUGGCCCCGGAAUAAACAAGAGGGCAAGACAGCUCGCGAUGACGAUGGACAUUGUCACGUGUUUUUACCGGCCAAUCACGUGCAAGAUCCUAUCACAGGUGAAUGGAGCAAAACAUGUGCUUGUGGAUUGAAAGAACCGCUUGAAAGAUCGUAAAAUGUUGUACGGGUAGGAUCAGAGAUGUUUUAUUUUUGUAUUAACAUUGUGUUGCUUUCAUUUGGUAAUGUAACGUUAACAUUACCGUGUGAGAGAACCGAACCAUUAGAUAGUAAUUAGCUAGUUUUGUUAACUUCAAAAACUGUUCAGCAUUUUAAUGUGUGCGGACAAUAUGAACAGUCAAGUACUCGUAUAAGAAGUUCAAUAUUAAUUGUUUUGUUAAAUAUUAGUUUUAAACACCGUUAUGUUGAUUGUACAGAAGAUAUAGGUGAGCCAAAAAUGUUAAUAUGGACAUGUACAAUAUAUUGCAAAGAAGUCGUUCAUAAAUAGAACAUAAAGGAGUGUACAUUUAUCUUAAUACUAUUAUGAGAAAGCAACUUUCUUUUAUGUAAAUUGCAUGUGAAUUAUCUUUAAACGUUUCGCAAAAUUAAGCUCCAGUGGAAAUUUCUAUCAAUUAGCCUUUCUCA